Molecule: messenger RNA, 2995 nt
Organism: Perca fluviatilis (European perch)
Lineage: Eukaryota; Metazoa; Chordata; Actinopteri; Perciformes; Percidae
Gene: nup107
Product: nucleoporin 107
Exons: 27
Biological process (GO): post-transcriptional tethering of RNA polymerase II gene DNA at nuclear periphery; mRNA export from nucleus; protein import into nucleus
Cellular component (GO): nuclear pore; nuclear pore outer ring
Molecular function (GO): structural constituent of nuclear pore
Source: RefSeq, a predicted model, not a curated record
CAGUAACACCGACCGACCUGUGGAUGGCAGCAGUGUGCCGCACAGCAUCCAGUCUGCCGGGAAUUCAAAAGAAAAGAAAGAAGAAGUAGAAGACUCACGUUAGCCUCGUGAAGCGGGAAUUGACAGCCCACUAUCAUGGACUGGGGUCAGAGUGAGCUGCUGUCUCCAGUGGUUCGAGAUGAGGAGGUAACAGUCGCUGCCCGCCGGAGGAAGAAGGUGGCCUUCCCGUCACCCGGCAGUGGCAGCCCAGUUGUUUCCACAGCAACGCCAGCCCGCUCCCUGAUGAGGAACACUCCUGCUUCACUGUUCAGACAGGCUGUAACUCCCAGGUUUCCAGAUGUUUCCACAAUUUUGGCUCCAGGAGGUCGAACGCCUCGAUACACACACACACCCAGAAACGCCCUCAGCAGUAUGAAUUUGGACGACAGUGAUUGGAGCAACAGCAUGUACAUCUCCCCUGUUUCGGGAAUGGAUAACUCCAGCUUCUUCUCAGACGACACCGCCAACCUUAGCUCAGCCCUACUAAAGGAGGACGACCCUGGCGAGGCCGCGGCUGCCAGUCUUUUCCCAGAGUUCCUCGCCUCGCUUCAGAAGCACUCUUCCUCCGCGGUGUUUGAGCUGCUCGACGAUUACCAGACACUUUGCCAGGAGAAGGUGGACGUACUGCAGUCUGUGGUCCUCAGAGCGGGUCAGAACAGUAAGACAGCAGGAGUCCACUGGCUGCUGCAGCAGGAGAACUGCACCUGGAGACUCAUCACGUCACUGUACAGGGACCGGGUCCAGUUGGCGCUGGAAGAUGAUAUCAUGACCGACAUGGUUGUUCCCAGUGAGAGUGAGAAGGUUGUGGUGGAGCAGCUUUUCCAGCGGGAUGCCAUCAUACGUCAGAGUCAGCUGGUCGUCGAUUGGCUAGAGAGCAUUGCCAAGGAUAAGAUUGGAGAUUUUUCAGACAAUAUAGAAUACUACGCCAAAAAUGUCUGCUGGGAGAACACACUCCAUUCGCUGAAGCUGAGGAGAAAGAGCGGCACUACCUUCACUGUUCCUCUGGUCACUGAGCUGGACCCGGACGCUCCUUUCAGGCAACAGCGCCCCCUGGCUGACCUGGACAGAGAGGAUGACGCCCGACUGCUGAAGAACCUGUUCAGCCUGAUCAGAGCGGGGAUGACCGAGGAGGCUCAGAGGCUGUGUAAGCGCUGUGGUCAGGCCUGGAGAGCAGCAACUCUGGAGGGCUGGAAACUCUACCACGAUCCCAACAGGACCUCAGUGGGUAUAGAGUUGCAGCCUGUUGAAGGAAACCCUCAGAGAGGAAUCUGGAAGGCCUGCUGCUGGAGAAUGGCUGAGGAGGAGCAGUUAAACCGAUAUGAGAGAGCGAUCUACUCCAGCCUGAGUGGAAACCUCAAACCGGUAAUAUAACGAGUUCGCAUUUCUGUGUCUUCGUGUGUGUGUGUGUGUGAUUCUGUUUGUGUAUAUCGAGAGUUUUCGAACAAAAUUGAAAAUAAUUGAUCUUGUCGUCAAAUGUCAUCGGGGAUGGCCCACCAGGAAAUGGAGACGCUGCCACGAGAAUACCUGGAGGCCAAUUGGACGAUGGAAAAGGUGUUUGAGGAACUUCAGGCCUUAGAGUUGAAGAGGGUGUUGGAGGAGACAAAAGAGCAUCACCAUGUAAUCCAGAAGUUUGUCAUCCUGGGAGACCUGGACGGUCUGUUUGAGGAGUUUUCUGAAUGGCUGACAACCUCUAAGCCCCUCCCUUCCCACCUGCUGCGUUUCAUGACUCACCUGCUGCUGUUUUUCCGCUCUCUGGGUUUGGCAUUGAAGGAGGAGGUGUGUGUGGAUGUGCUAAAGGCGUACGUCUCCCUUCUGGUACGGGAUCAGCAGACCGACCUCGUGGCGAGCUACGUUAGCCAGUUACCCGCCGAGGUCGCCACCGUUGAGUACGCCGCUUUCUUGGAGACCGUCAACCAGCCGGAGAUCCGCCCCCGCUGCCUGCAGCUCGCCACUGAUGCCGGUCUGGAUGUCGCUGCGAUAACCAAGCUGGUGGUGGAGACCGUGAGAGAGAGAGACGAAACCGAGUUCACACACCACAGCCAGGCGCUGGAGAUGGGAACUACAAAGGAGGACCUAAGAAAGAUCGAUGUCAUCGAUUGGCUGCUGUUUGACCCCGCCCAUCGAGCAGAGUCCCUAAAGCAGUCCAACGCCAUCAUGAGGAAGUUUCUGGCUGUGCAGAAACACGACGCAGCCAAGGCGGUGUUCUCUAAAGUUCCAGAGGAUUCAAUGAGGGAGAUUUACUGCCAGUGGUCGGGGGCUGGUCAGACCUCGUCUCUACCUGCUGAGGACGAGAACGCCAUCCGAGAACACCUGUGUAUCAGAGCCUAUCUGGAAGCCCAUGAGGCCUUCACUGACUGGUUCAACCACAGUAGCUCUGCGCCCCAGAAACCAGCACCUGCCCCUGAGGCCAAAUUCACAGAGAGAGUAGCCAAUGAGAUGAGAGAAAAGGAGUACCAGGCCUCCCUGUCUGCCUGGUCGUGCCGUCUGGACGUUCUAACUGAAGAUGUGAAAGAGAGAAUCUACAACGUGCUGCUGUUCGUAGACGGAGGAUGGAUGAUCGACAACAGACCGGAUUCUGAGCCGGAUUCAGAGCGCAGGCACCAGAUGGCGGCGUUGCGCUCUCUGUGCCUGCCUCGCCUCACUUUUUUGCUGCUCAGCGUGCUGCAGAACUCCUCCAGACACCAGGAGGCGCUGCGACUCGCUGACAUCAUCUCAUCUGACCAGCACCGCCUCUACCAGGUUUUCUCUAAAGAGGAGCUGAGAAGGUUUCUCCUGAAGUUGAGGGAGUCGUCGCUCGCUCUAUUGGACCGAGGACUCGAUCCACUGGGCUACGAGUUACAGACAUGAACACAAAGAAAAUACACACACACACAGAGCAGUGUUUGAAUCCCUGUUGUCUUUUUGUAUUGUCUUAAUCUUUUUUUUGCAAAAUAAAGGCCCGUGUUUUUCUGUAGUA